UUUAUUUUGCAGAUGGAAAAUCUAAAUGAGAUGAAUCAAUAUCUUAAUACUGAAAUUGUCUGCACAGUAGCUGGUCUUGGUUAUGCAGAGGGAAAUGAAUAUUAUAAACAUGCUGACUGUUUAGAGAGUUUGAAGGAUUUAAUCAAGUUUUUACGUCGUGAUGAUUCAACUUGUGAAAUUAGAAGACAAAUGGGUUAUUCCAAGAUACUUCAAAAUGACCUUGUAGCCAUUUUAAAGAGCUGCACCCCAAAAGAGACAGAAAUCUUCAACAUGGUCAUCAGGUUGAUGGUCAACUUGACCCAACCAGCUGUCUUAUGCUGGGAAGGUCAGCAAGUUCCAGAAGAUAAGACUGGUCAACAUUAUCAUUUAGAGUUGGUCAAUCAUUUGCAGGCUUAUAAAGAGGCAUUUACUGAUAUGGAAGUUAUGGGAUCAAUUGGAAAAGAACUGGCCAAGCUUUUACAAAAGGACUGGGAAAGCAGAGAUGAAGAAGACUAUUUACUCAUUGAAAGGAUUUUACUUUUGAUUAGAAAUAUCUUACAUGUGCCUGCCAAUCCACAAGCAGAAAAGAGAACAGAUGAUGAUGCAAGUAUUCAUGACCAAGUGAUUUGGAGUCUGCAUCAAAAUGGUAUUGAUGAUUUACUCAUUUACAUUGGAAGCUCUCCCGAUGAGAGACGAUGGUGUAUGCACACUCUAGAAGUCAUUUCUUUGAUGUUAAGAGAACAGAACCCUGAAAGUCUAGCAAAGGCUGGAGAGGAAAGAUCGGAAAAUGAAAAGCAUCAUGAUAACAGGCAACUAGAAAGGCUCAGAGAAAGAGAAUUAGCUGAUAAAAGGAAAAAUGCAUUAAAGUUCUCUGGGAGACAUUCAAGGUUUGGUGGAACAUUUACUGUGAAAAACAUGAUGUCAAUAGCUGACAAAAGGGAAAUUAUCUACCAUAGAAAUUUAGCAGAUGCCAAGAAUAUGAACUUUGAUUUGGAAAAGAAUGCAAGGAAGAAAAGGAAGAAUCAGAUGCAAGUACAGGACAUGGCAUCAGAGAGAAGAUCUACUUUAAGUAUAAGAAUGUUUUUGAAGGAGUUUUGUAAGCAGUUUCUUGAGCAUUGCUAUAAUCCUCUGCUCUAUGUUGUUAGGGAUAAUUUGAUGCAUGAAAGGUCUCAAGAGAAUGAUGAAAGCUACUUCCUAUGGGCCAUGAAAUUUUUUAUGGAGUUUACCCGAAACUAUGAUUUUAGAGUUGAUUUUGUUGGGGAAACAAUGAGUGUUUCUAACUUUCAAUAUGUCCUAAAAAUCAUGAUGCAAUACUAUGAAAGCUUCUCAGAGGACAAGCAAAAUCCAGUUGUCUGGGGAAGAAGACUUCAUCUUGCAAUACAAGCCUACAAGGAACUAUUGAUGUAUGUUUUGUACAUGGAUACCUCAAAAGAUGAAAAUUUGAGAGAAAAUGCAAAAGUCAUUAAAGCAAAUGUCUUCUAUGCAGUUGAAUAUCGAGAUAUCUUUAUGUUGCUGUUACGCAAGUUUAACAAAGCUAAGCAAUCCAAAUCAUACUUAAGAGAUCUUGUUGAAACUUUUCAUGUUUUCCUAAAGAUGCUAGAACAGUUUUGUCAAGGAAAAAGGCAUGUGAUUGUUCAGCAAAAAAGAAAAUCAAAACAGAAAAGAAAAAAGUCCAAAAAAAAGAAUCCAAGAAUUACACUCACAGCAGAACAAGCUGAUGAAAUGUGGCAGAAUAUAGCGUCUGAUUUGUCAGCAGUGGUACAAGGCCAUGGUGGGGAAGUCCCUGAUUCUGUGGUACCUUUCGAUGCUGCCUCUGAUGUGACCAUGGACCACCAAAGGGUGAUGGCUUUAAGCAAAAUCCAGACUUAUUUACAAAGUGGUCAGUAUACUGAUGCUGUAGCUUUUUUGAGAGCUGCCAGAGAAGUAUGGCCUAAUGACUCAUUUGGUUCCCCUGAUAUUGAAGCAGAGGAUGAGUUUAUGUGUCUUCAUAACAUAUUUAAGAUGCUUGACCUGCCUCAAGAUAAUCCUGUUGCAGAAGAAGAAUCAGUAGAAAAUGAAGAAGAAUUGCCAGAGGAAGAAGAGUUAGAGGCUGUUGUCACCCGUGAAACACAAUUUGAUUUUAAAGACUUUCUCAACAAACUUGCAAAUCCUGGAAUCGUGCAGCCAUACUGUUGGUUGUUAUUGUUUUAUGARGAAAACAAUCCCAAAACUAACCAUUACAUUGUGAAGAUGCUCCAYAGGAUUGCUGUGGAUCUUAAGAUGUAUCCAAUGUUAUUUCAGUUGUCACUUUUUAUGGUGUUCAAUAAAAUUCUAAACUCUCCCGCUAAAAAGCAGUUUCAGGAAUUGUUCAAGUUUUCUAGCUACAUUGUGAACAAGUUCUUCUCUUUGUUACCAAAAAACCCAGUGCUUUGUGCAGAGCUAGUUGCAUGGAAAAAUGCUGAUGCCUGCUAUGAAAUAGUAGAAGGGUAUGGAAGCCUUGCAUUCAGGGACUGCUCUAAACCAAGGACAAAAACAACUUUUACUCAUGAGGAAGAGAUAGAACUCAGGCAACUUUAUGAGCGCUUCCAAGAAGAAGAAGACAUAGUUGAUAAAAUUUUGGAGAACAUUUCUGAUGACACAAGAACAAGGAGACAGAUCAUCAAUAAACUUGUAGCCAUGAAACUUGUUGAUAACAGGAAGACAUUACGCAAAAAAGCUGAAAAGAAGAAUAGCUGGCCAGAAGAAGAGAAAGAACAGCUUCGAGCAUUGUAUGAAGAAUAUAAGAAUUGUGAAGAUGAUGUUGUYGGGAAAAUCUUGGAACACCUAACAAAUACUUCAAGGUCAAGAAGACAAGUUGUAAAUCAGUUAGUAAAAAUGGGUGUGGUAGAAGAUCGCAAAUCUUUGAGAAAAAAGMGAAAGCGACAAGAGAAAAGAAAAAAGAAGUCCCAAGAGGUUGAUGAGUUUGAAGAAGAGGCAUGGCAACAAGAGACCAAUAAAAGUAGUGAUGAGGAGAUUGAUAGUGGCUCAUCUGAAAGUGAUUCUGAAGACGAUGAUUCAAGCAUGCUGUUAUCACUGCCCACACUUGUGGCUAAAAUCAAGGAAAAAGGUUUGGGCGAACAGAUUGAAUGGAUUCAGUCAAAGUUGAAAAACACAGCUGACGACAGGGAAGACAACGAUAAUUGUCAGCCAAUACCACUGGUUACCAUAACUGAAGAAAACGAAGAGGCUCUUGGUGAUAACGAUUUCAAGGCGAUUUUAAAGAAAAUUGGAUUGGUACCACCAGCCAAUGAGCAGGAGACAUUCUGGCGCAUACCGGGCAAUUUAAACCCCGUGCAGUUGCGAAAGUCAGCUGAGGACCUUAACUUCUCUGGACAACAAGUGGAGUCAGCAUCAAAGAAGCGAAAAAACAUGCUGGCAGCUCUUGCAGCAUCACGUAAAGAAAGUAGUACAAGUGCAAAGAAGAGAAGAAAUCGUAACAGACCCGAAAAAACAACAGGCCAAUCUUCCUCAUCAAAAGGAAAGACGUGGAGAAUGAAUCUUGCUCAGAGCAGUAACGAUUCUAGUGACAGUGAAGAUGAAAUUCAAGAUAUUCCAUCUGUAAGCACCCCAGAUGUCAACUAUGUUCCUGAACAAUCCACAAGAGAAAAUGAGUCACUUGAAAGCCCUAAGGAUAAACCGAAAACGACAAAGAAAAGAAAAUUCCAUAGCCUUAUCGAUAGUGAUGAUAGUGAUACGGAGGAGUCCCCGAAAAGCUUGCCGUCGCAAAAGAAAGAAAGUGGUGAUUCAUUUAGCAAAAAUAACCUUGAUCCUGAGGAUAGUAAAGGCGAAGAUUUCAUUGAUAGACAAGAUGAUGACGAUGAUGGUCCUCUUGUCCAUCAUAAGAAACUACGAAAAGUAAUCUUAGUAGAUGAUGAUGAUGAUGAUGAUGAUGAAUAAAUGGUCAACAUUUAUGAAAAUAUUUGUUAAUAAUUUCUGUCAAUAAAUUGCUUUAUGCUGUACUGAUAACAUAACAUAAUGGUUAUCUUGUUAAUAAAAUCAUCAUGUCUGA
Exaiptasia diaphana is the source of this 4006-nucleotide messenger RNA. RefSeq names its product protein timeless homolog. Gene Ontology annotation, biological process: replication fork arrest; DNA replication checkpoint signaling; DNA repair. The transcript has 41 exons. NCBI's taxonomy places the organism in Eukaryota, Metazoa, Cnidaria, Anthozoa, Actiniaria, Aiptasiidae. Gene Ontology annotation, molecular function: DNA binding. The record is from RefSeq and is a predicted model, not a curated record. Bases 13 to 3894 code for a protein of 1293 amino acids. Gene Ontology annotation, cellular component: replication fork protection complex.